Messenger RNA from Microthlaspi erraticum, 366 nucleotides. Lineage: Eukaryota; Viridiplantae; Streptophyta; Magnoliopsida; Brassicales; Brassicaceae. The record is from the annotation of a GenBank genome assembly.
AUGUUUCCUUCUGCGGAUAAGUAUUUGGUUGAGAGUGUGGCUGUGGAUAAGUGGGCUAGGUGCCACUUUAAAGGGGAGAAGUAUAAUUUAGACACCAGCAAUACUUGCGAGUCUCUGAACAGCGUGUUUAGGAAGGAGAGGAAGUUGCAUCUCUUACCAAUGAUUGAUGCAAUUGUUAAUAAAAUGGCAUUUUGGUUUAACAAGCAUAGGAAAGAGGCUGCGUCUUUGCCGGAGGCAAAGGUAAUUGUGCCAUUUGUGGAGAACGUGUUGCACGAAAGAUGUCCCAUUGCUACUUGUUUGACUGUGAGUGAGCUAAACAACUACGAGUUUGAGUACAGCGUUAUUGGGAAUGAUAAGGUUACUUAG